AUGGCGGCAUCGGACCUGGACGGUCUGGACGAGUCGGACGGGUCGCAAAGGUCGAACAAGAUCAUCAAAUCGGCGUUUGACAGCGACAGCUUUGACUCUGAUGGAAUCAUUCACGCCGGGGGGUUGAAGGGCUCGGCGACGAUCUCGCCCUGUGGACGAGACGUGGCCGUAGCAUCGCCCGAAGGCCUCGCGAUCAUCGACCUCGACAAUCCGUACAGCGCGCCACGGAUGCUCAAGAGUCACGGGAUGCCAUGGCUGGUGGUGGACGUGCAGUGGUCACCGUUUGCGGCACGGGACUACUGGGUGGCAUCGACGGCAAAUCAUCGGUGCCUGGUGUGGAACCUCAACCGGGCAGACGACUCGAGUGCGGGCUCGGUAGAGCACUCGCUAACCGGCCACCGGCGGUCGAUCACGGACGUCAACUUCUCGGCACACCACCCGGACAUGUUGGCGACCUGCUCGGUGGACGGGUAUGUGCACUGCUGGGAUCUGCGGCGGGCUAACACGCCGGCACUGACCUUUAUCGACUGGGCGGCGGGGGCGACGCAGGUCAAGUACAACCGGCAGGACGAGCACGUGCUGGCAUCGUCGCACAACCGAUGCGUGCACAUCUGGGACGACCGGAACCCGGCGAUACCGAUGCGGACGAUCGAGGCACACACGUCCAAGAUCUACGGCCUGGACUGGAACCGCACGCGCAGCACGUGUUUAGUGACGUGCUCGCUGGACAAGACGAUCAAGUUCUGGGACUAUGCCAAGCGCGGCCACGCGGCCGUGGGGGGCACGCGGACCAGCCUAUCGACGCUGUCGACGCUGUCGGACCUGGUGGACUUGUCGGCGAGCGGCAGCAUGGGAAGCGGCGGGCCGAUCAACGAUGACGACGUGCCGGAGCGGGUGAUCCGCACGCAUUUUCCGGUGUGGCGCGCCCGACACACGCCCUUUAGCGGUGGCCUGCUGGCAAUGCCGCAGAACGCACCCGGUCACCUGUACCUGUACGAUGCGCGGCCGACGGCGGCCCAGCAGCAGACGGAAGACCCGGCGGCAGCCAACGAACCGGUAGCGGUAUUUGGCGGCCACGGACACCACAAGGUCAAGGAGUUCCUCUGGCGGACGCGCGGCGAAAUCGACAACGACGGGAGUGACAACCGCGAGUACCAGCUAGUGUCGUGGGGCAACGACAGCAAGCUAAGGCUGCGGCGGUUCGACGGGCCUGACCUGGCCACGGUGGGCUUUCAUCGCGGACAGCCGGCGCCGAAGAACCUGAGCAUCACGCGCAAGGGAGCGGCGUACAAGACUUUCCGCGUGCUGGAAGACCUGGGCGAUUACGAAAAGCGGAGCGCGACGAUGAGCAGCGUGCGGCCGUACAGUCGGCGUGAAGCAUCUGCGGCGGUGGCAGCAGCAGUAGCAGCAGCCGCAACGGCGACGACGACGACGGCGACGGUGACGACGAUGGCUGGAGCAGCAUCGUCACCACCGCCACGGGCACUGCUGCCGCGAACAAGUUCGAUGCGUGACGUGCUGGCAUCGCCAGCGGCGACGCCUCGGCGGGGCAAAUACGACAAGCGAGCGUCGUGGCGGAACCCAUCGAUGCGGGCGACAAAGGCGUCCGGACGGCGAGAAAGGGAUCGCAGCAAUGCGCAGCUGGACUGGAUGAAGGGUGUGACGAUGAGUAAGCGACGAUGGGACGACGUGAUGGACGAAGGACACCGGCGACGGGCGUCCAACGAACGGAUGGAGGACUCGACAACGAUGACGGCAAUGUCCGGGAUGUCAGUGAUGUCGGGGCUGACAGGGACGGGAACGGGAACGGCUACAGCAUCGCUGUCGUCGCCGCUGCAGCUAUCAGCACACGGGACGUCGCUGAGCGGUGGAGGCGACUACUACGGAGGCCCAGAGACGAUCCAGGAAGAGAUUGUGCGGAUCACUGACAAGCUGCCACGGGUGACAUGGGAGGAGAUCGACAUGGACAACCUGUCGCUGACGGCGGCAAUGAAGGGACCGUGGGGAGCCGAGGGCCAAAGCGUGUACGUCAAGGUGCGGGUGGUGGUACCGGCGACAUAUCCGCAGACGCGAGCACCCCGUUUCUACGUGGAGAACAGCUCGCUCAUGCCGGCAGCGACACAGGACCGGGUGGCAGCCGAGUUGCACGUGAUUGGGGCGGAGUUUCUCAAGCGGCGACGCAACUGUCUGCUAGCAGCGUUCCGGUAUCUGCUAGGGGCAGCAGACCUAGGAGCGAGCUUGGCAGUGCUGGAACGGCCGACGGUGGCAUCAUGGCUGGCGGGCGAGGGAGCAGGAGGAGGAAGUGGUGGUGGUGGUAUUGGAGGGGGAGAAGGUGGUGGUGGAAGUGGUGAAGUGGGAAUCGGGGCCAAAGGAGACGACAGCAGCAGCAGCAGCAGCAGCAGCGGAAGCGACGGCAGCGAUAGCGAUAUCGACUCGGCCAUGGCAGCAGCAGACGCAGAAGCAGCAGCUGCAGCAGGCAUUGGGCCGGAAAUGCAGCCACAGGGACCACCACCGCCUCCCCGGAGCUGUGGCGCGCGCUUCAGCCGCGACGGACGGCUGGUGUGCUUCUUCCUGACCAAGGCAGGACGGGCGAGCGCGAAGCUUCUGUUUGAGCCACCGCCACCGCCGACAAGCGAAGAGCUGGCCGAACUGGAGAAGCCGGUCUUCAUCGGGUUCGGCCGGGUGCUGACGACGGGAGCCGGCAGCGGACACAGGGGCCGGCGACGGUACAAAAACAACAACAACAGCAAUCACAGUCCCGGUCACAACCAGUCGGGACGAGCACGAUCGCCUUCGCCGUUGUCGCUGUCAUCCUCGCCGUUGUCGUCGCGGUCAGACGGGUCGGACAGCGACUCGGCAUACUCGUCAACCUCCUCGUCGUCCUCGUCAUCCUCGUCCUCGUCGGAGACGGCGGGCAAACACGGCAGCAGCGCCUACCAGCAAUCGGUGCGGAACAUGGUGGACCCGUGGUCGAUGAACAUGGGCUUCCAGCGGCGGAUUGUGCGGCGGGGAGGCGGCGGCCGGGCUGCCCGACGACGGAUGCUGCUGCUGGGUGGCGGUGGCAGCAGCGACGGCGAGGGUGGAGGGGUUGGCGGAGGUGGAAGCGGAAACAACAUUGGUGACGGAGGAAGCGACCUGAUGAUGCGGUCAGGAACACUGGAUGCCGACCUGGAGCUGCCGCAAGGGCCGAAAAGCACGGUAUCGGUGGUGGACAUGCGGUCGUGGCUGCCGUCGAAGCGGGAGCUGGCAAGGGAGUACGCCGUUUUUGGCGAUGGAGCAGAGUCGGACGUGCCGCUGCGGCUGGCGACGAUGCUGGCGGACGGCGGACGACGACAGCGGUCGGUACUGGUGAUUGCACGAGAGGCGACGGCAGCAGCAGCAGCAGCAGCAGUAGCAACAACAGGCCGGAGCAGGACCGGAGAGAAGCAGGCCGGACGAACCGGCGACAGGCUUGCAGGCCGAGUGAAGUGGGGCCUGCAUCCAUUGGCACGUGACUUUGUGGACGACCUCUUUGAGCACUUUGAGCAGCGGGCCGACAUGCAGAUGCUGGCGAUGCUGUCGUGCAUCUUUGGCGAGUCAUUUGAAGAGGACAGCGUGGCGUAUGCGGAAUCGCACAUGUCGCAGCCGGACACGCCGCUGCCGAUGAAGGCGCCGUCGUUCUCGCUGGACUACGUGCCGACGACGCGCGGGUUGGUGCACGGGGCGCCGUCGUGGCAGCUGUUGCCAGCCGGCAGCGGUCACGGGAUCAGCCACACCAGCAGCAGCAGCAACACGGCACCGCCGACGGCCGUGUUCUACGACGGGUCCAUUGACCCGGACGACGGCAGCGGUGGCAGCGGUGGAGGUGGUGGUGGUGGUGGUGGGAUGGGCGAGUACGACGUGGACGACGACGGCUUUGGCGACUACGACGACGUGGACGGCUAUGACGACGACGAUUUCGGCUACGGCGACGACAACACGACCGUGUGGGAGGAUGCAGCAACAGCAGCAGCAUCGGCGACGGUGUUCUCGCACAACAACUCGUACUCGGGCGGCGAGACGCCACCAAAAUGGGGAGACACCAACUCAAACGGACUGUCGUCGUCGCCGCGCUUCAGCCUGGCGGCCAGCCGGUUCUUCCGCCGCGGCAACAACGCGGUUGUGUCGGCUAUUGCAGCCAGCAUUCCACAGACGCUGACGACGCUGUUGUCGUCAUCGCCGCAGGAUCGGGCUGGAAGUGCCGAGGCGAACACAGGCUCGCACACGCACACGCACACGCACACAGCCACGACGAUUCCGACACGGCGGAUGUCGUCGGCCGCCAUGCAGCCACGGCUGUCGCCUCCGGCCGGCCGCCACCCGCUACCCUAUGCAGUGCAGCCGCUGAGUCAUGCUUACAAGCAGCUGCUGCUGCACUCUACGUCGGCCCACCGAGACAUUCCCAUUCCGUCUCCGGCCAAUGGACGGCGGCUGGCAGCGUCGACGUCGACAUCGCCGCGAACCGGUAGUGGCGGAGGGAAGACGGGCAGCAAGCUGCUGUCGUCGUCACCGCUGUCGUCGCAGGAUCAUGCAGGGCCGGCACGCAAGCGGCCGAGUCCGGCCGAGACGAUCUUUGGCAACCUGACGUCGGGCAACCUGACCUGGGCAGCGUCAGCGCUCUUUGGAGGAGGAAGCGGAGGCAGCGGAGAGGGAAGAGGAUGCGUGACGGUCGGGGGGCCGUCGGAUCCAGGCACGGCGGCGACGUCGGUGUCGGACGACGGGCGACGACGCGAGGACACAUUAGCGGCAGCAGCAGCGUCAGCGGCCGUCAAGGGGGCACGAGCGCAGGCCGAGGCAGCCGGCACGACGCUGGUGGCGGUGGACAUUCAUGUGCGGACGUGCAACGACCACCUCUUUGACGACGACGGCUGGAUGGUAGCGUCGCUGCUGGGAAGUCCACGGCGGCGACGGCGGCAGUACGCCGAGUACCGGUACGCAUAUUCGGAGCUGCUGCAGGUAUGGGGAGAGCCGCUGGCCCGGUUGGAGGUGCUCAAGUUCAACGUGUUGCGGGAGGAUGCCAUGAAGGCGGUGGGCCGACCGGCCAUGGCCAGUGGCAGUGGCGGGACGGCAUCGCCGUCGAGCAGCCGACGAUCACGGCUGCAGGCAGUACGGGACUCAGGGCGCGGGCUGGAUGCGGUGGGCGUGUGUCCGCAGUGCGAGAUGCAACUGGAGCCGGCCGAGUACGAGAGCACAGCCACGGGAAGCACAGCCACCGAGAGCACAGCCACAGCCACAGCCACGGCCACGGCCAAGACACACCGACACGCCGCCAAGAACGGCGGUGCGGUGGGUUCCUGCCAGCGAUGCCGAUUGACGCGGGCGCAGCUGCGGUGUGUGUACUGCACGGAGCCGGUGGACGCGUUGUACCUGCCAUGUUUUGGGUGCGGCUGCGCCAGCCACCCGACCUGUCUGCGGGCCUGGUACGCGGCCGGCGAGCGGUUCUGUCCGGCCGGCGACGAGUGCGCGUGCGCGGAGGAGGCGACGAGCGGCCGGGUCGAGAGCUGGACGGCGAUGCAGGCGGAGCUGGCGUGGGGGGGUGGCGCAGGAGGAGGAGGGGGUCUGCACAGCAUCAGUGUCCUCGGGCCGUCAGCACCUGUCAGCACGCACAAGGCCAAGGGCCUGAUCGAGCAGGCACGCCAGUCGGCCCACUACGCGGCAUCGUCCUCGUCGGCCUCGCUGCUGUCACCGUACGGACAGCACGCCGGCGGUGCCGGUCGUUCCUCUCGACUGCCGCCGUCAGGCCUGCAGCAGCAGCUCUACAGCCGACGACAGCAGCAGGAGGAACAGGAGCGACAGCAGCGAUUUCCACCCUGGGACGAACGGCCACAACAGCAGCAACAACAACAGCCACAAUCCCAGCCACAGCCACAGCCACAGCCACAGCCGGCACGCUUCAGCCUGUCGAGUCGGCUCUUGCGCGGCCCAACACUACUGCGACAGAGCAGCGGCAACCAGCACGACCAGCACGACGGCAACAGACAGGGGGGAUAG
Messenger RNA from Grosmannia clavigera kw1407, 6009 nucleotides. RefSeq names its product WD repeat protein. Lineage: Eukaryota; Fungi; Ascomycota; Sordariomycetes; Ophiostomatales; Ophiostomataceae. Gene Ontology annotation, molecular function: protein binding. The coding region runs from base 1 to 6009 and encodes 2002 amino acids. The record is from RefSeq and is a predicted model, not a curated record. The transcript is spliced from 3 exons.